This is a messenger RNA of Lytechinus pictus (painted urchin), 5154 nucleotides long. RefSeq lists its product as uncharacterized. Bases 639 to 2585 code for a protein of 648 amino acids. The record is from RefSeq and is a predicted model, not a curated record. The transcript has 6 exons. Gene Ontology annotation, biological process: signal transduction. NCBI's taxonomy places the organism in Eukaryota, Metazoa, Echinodermata, Echinoidea, Temnopleuroida, Toxopneustidae.
AAUCCGGAUCCGUAUAGAACGCAAUAGACCCAAUAGAUGCAAUGGGACGGUCACACACAGGAACCAACCCCGUACCGAUCAAAACUGUCAUGUUAUUACCAUACAUGUCCAUGUUAUUACCAAUGAUAUAUCAUCGGCUUUCAUCGCUCGGUUUGGAUUCGGUUACGCACAAGUGACUGUGACGUUACAAUGCGAUUCACUAGUCGGUCAUUGCUUGUAAUAGCUGCUGUCGAAAGUGUCAUUCAUCACGGUCUACUAGUGUGUAUAGUUUCGACGGCUAUUGUUUCUAUUGACGAAAUGAAGUUAUAUACACAGAUACGACAGAAGAGAUUCUACGGAUUUUGACACCGAAUGGAAGAAAUAUCAUUAAUAAAGAAGUGAGGCUCUCCGAUUCUCCUGACAGAGAAAGGAGGAAAUUAUUAGUUCAGCGACGGACCAAAAUAAAAAAAGAUCGGGAAGCUAUAAUCCUUGAGGUUAUAUUAUAUAUUGCGGACGAACUCUCUCCAUGUCAUUGUGUUCAAUGCUGGGAAGUUACGUACCAUCCAGCAACGCCAACCAACCGCAGAUAAAGACGUUUCGUCUGUUACUGGGACAGGACGAGAGUAUGACUUUAUACUGCCGCUAGAGCAUGAUUGUAGAUGGGAAACUUGGUAAUCAUUGGCUUUAGUGCUCUACGAAACACAAUCAGGAUGCCGUUUGGGUGGAUACAGAGGUUGCGGGAUAGGAUUAAUCCCCGAUCUGGAGAAUCGACACCUUCAACGACGCAGGACAUCAUGGAAGGGGUUCCUGAUAAUCUCCAGGAACACUUCAACGUGAUCGUCAAUGCUGUCAACCACGUUGAGAGCUCUUCGGACAUCCUCAGUAGUACCUGUCUGAGUGGCAUGGUCUUGGUCAAAGAGACGUCUGGCAACUCUGCUCUUGAUCAGGGCAGGCUCGGUGACCUGAUGGCGGACCGAACGAACUUCUCCCGUAUGUUUGUAUCGUGCUGGAAAAAGAAGAAUCUGUUGCAGAUGUUCAUCAAUGCUUCAGACACUGACACAUUGGUCAAGGAGGCGCAGCGGUCAUUUGACUUCUACCGGGCUCUGGCAGGAAUCUCCUGGAACUACACCGACGAGUCGGAUGCAAUUUGCCUGAAGCUCGAGGAAGAAGGUGGACUGGCAGUACUGGUUGACUGGAUGCUGUCCUUUCAGAGCACCGCCUUGAACAAAUGGGCCACAGAGAUAGUCUUCAACGUGCUAAACAUCCUGCACAACUGCUGUAGGAGGAUCGACGACAUUCGAAGGAGCUACCGACGGAUCGUCCCAGCGUUGGAGAGGCUGUCCACUUCAGAAGACCUGAUCGUCCAAGCGUGUGCUUUCAUGACUCUCUCCUACAUGGUGGACAAAGAGGAAGCCGAUAAGCUCACCACCAAUGCUGCCUGCGUGGACAACCUGCUGACCCUUCUCAAGAAGUCUCUGGAGAACGUCGAGCACAAGAUCCGGAUCACCCGGGAAACUGGUACAGACGCCUUCAGAAGAGGCUUUUCUCUGUCUUCCAUCGAGCUCGUUCAGGGUAUCGAACAACUUGCCAUCAAUGACGAGAACAAACGCCUUAUCGCCGAGACGGAUGGCAUCGCAAUCCUAUCUAGGAUGCUGGAAAUGGAUUGUACAUCUCAAGAGAAAAGACAUGCAGCAGAAGGUAUCUGGCAGCUUGCAUUUAGGCAGGAGAACAAGGAUAAACUACGAGAAGAGCACGACGUACUCAAAGAACUAAUAGCCCUGUCAUGUGGACCCGACCCUGCCCUCAAUCGAGCUUGCAAGGGAGCGCUAUUCGAAAUCUACAGCUCCAAACUUCCCGAAGAGGUGACCACACCAAAGACAAGUACAGCCUCACAGACGCCCUCUACGACGACUGAAAAACCAUCGCAGCAUAUCAUGAUAAGCUACAGAUGGGAACAGCCUUCAAAGUCUGUCAUGAGCGAGAUCAAGAACCAGCUGAAAAGCAAGGGUUAUAAUGUAUGGAUGGAUGAAGAUAAAAUGAGUGGAGAUAUAAUUGAGAAGAUGGCAAAUGCCGUUGAGAACUCCUACCUAAUCCUUGCUUGCAUCACCGAGGGCUACCAAGAAAGCAAAAACUGCAGAACAGAAGCUACGUACGCCUAUGACUGCAACAAGCGCAUUGUCCCUGUCAAGGUGAACGAACUAUUCAAGGCGAGAGGCUGGCUGGGAGGUAUAACUGCCGGAAAGAUCUACUACCCUGUCCGUGCUGUAGACGAGGUGCCCGAACAGCUUCCAAGGAUCAUUGAGCUAGAGAUUGAGGAGGAGCUGCAGAAGAAUCCAGAUGCCCAAGCAGGUGCACGAAUCAGCGGCCAAGUUGAAACGGAACCGGAAGUCGAUAGCUGGGAUCCGCCGAAAGUCCGCCAGUGGCUCACAUCCAACGGCGUCAGCUCAACAAACGAGAGUUUGCAGAACCUUACAGGGUUGCAAUUGCUGCAGUUAAAGAAGCAGCUCGCAACGGCUCCAGAUACAUUCUACCAAUCAAUGAAAGAAGAUCUGAAGGUCCCCUAUAUGGAGGUGCUCUCCCUGGCCGCAGCACUGGAGAAGCUGUGAAAGGAAUAACCUUGUGAUCUAAACUUCAUGUAUUGUGAAUCAAAGGGACCGUAAUCUCAAGUUUGGUUUAACCAAUGCCAUGGUCUAAGAUUGAGCAAAAAAUUAUUGGAAUUGAAAAAUAUAAAAAUGAUGUUGGCAUUGUUUGUUUCUAAUUUUUUAUUAGGCCAUUUUUUCGUGAUUUAAUGGUAAAGGAGAUAAUUUGUGCUAUUAUUCCCAGACAGCUGUGGAUGAAAUGAGUGCCAAAUGUGUUGAUUAUUCGAAUCUCUGCUGUUAAAGUUCUGUCAGUGUCGCACUUAAAGAGCUUACUUUAAACCCGAGUUCAGAGCAUACUGGGCAAUUGAGUUUAUGGCGAUAGAUAUGUGUAUUUACAAAAUUUACUAUCAAGCAAUAAUUUUAGAAUAUGCAGACGUCAUGUUUCAAUGAUUAUGAAGAUAGUCGAGAAAAAAGUGUUAAGUGCCUGGACUAGUGUUUCUCUUUCUGGCCAGAGUUUCGAAAACAUUCCAUUUUAGCGGGUAGAUAGGGAUGGCUAUUUGAACUCAGUGCUAGCAAAUCUCGAAUAAUUUUGGUUAAUCAACAAAAUAUGACCAACGGCUUUAGGUAUUUUAUGGGGACCUGGUUAUGAAGAUUUAUUUUAGCAGCAUAGGCCGAAAAUGCAUCGACUUUAUUUAGAAUUCGGAUCGCUGGAUGACCGGACAACCGCUUAUUGAAAAUCGCUUAUAGUGUACCUGUUGGAACGAACACGGUGUCACACUGUGUUUACAUACUGGACUACGUGAAAAUAUUAUUCACAGUGUUAACAUACCCAAAUUCAACAGUGUGACGAUACUUUCACACUGUAGACACCUCAAAAGUGCUACUGUUCACAGCUUGUUCACAUGGUCAACUAAUAUGUGAACCACAGUGAUGAAAUUCUCUCAAUAUGUUCCACAGUGUGAACACACUGUGGAACACCAUAUGGGAAACUGUGUUCUUUCCAACAGAUGUGGUUUCCUUAAACAUUUAAAGUAUUGUAUAGAUGAGACGAGAAACACAACCUGCAUGUAUAUGUAAAGUUCGUGGUGGCUACGCGAGGGGGGUGUCAGCAGAAAAGCUACAUGGCAAAUACUGCGGUGUCAAUUAAUUCAUACAGAGAGGACCACAUCUGUCAUUACUCUGGUGCUGAAUCUACGGUGUUAGUUCAACACUCAAAGGUUUUAUUACAAUACACUCGGUUGCUACACUCUAAAAAACAAAUCAGUAAAACAUGACUAGUUAAUAUGGUCAGCUGGGUGCAACUGUUAUUCUAGUCACACUUGACUAUUUCUAGUCGUAUUUUACUAGAACAUAGUUAUUUCUGACUAGAACAUAUGUCAGAAAUGUCACAAUACAUAUCAGUUGCACCCAGCUGACUAAUGGUCUAGUCAAUUUGGCUGAUUUGUUUUAAGAUGUACAUUCACACUGACAAAAUGUUAUUGUCAAAAUAGCAGAAAAAAUAACAUAAAAAAUAAAAAUAGUGGUGAAGGUUUGAGGCAAAUCCAUCGAAGAAUUAACAAGUUAUUGGAGUUUUAAUUUUUGAUUUGUGAUAUCAUAUGUGAGCAGUGUUCCCACAUAAUGUAUGGUAUAAAAUAAAAGAAAUAUCAUUAACUCAUAAAAUUGAAAAUAAACUUUGUUGUACCUUCAGUAACUCGAUAGACAAAUCAGUUCAAGCCCGCUCCAAAAAAAAUAGUCAUCACAAAAGAAAGCUCAAAUUCUAAUUAUUUUCUUAAUCUUUGAUGGAUUUUCCUCAAACCUUCACCAAUAACUGAAUAAGCAUUAUUCUUGCUUAUAUAGCGCUUAACAUUAAUUUUCUUACUUAUACUUACGUCUUACUUUACCCUAUAGAUUUACAUCAAUUCAGUAUAAUAACCCUUGCUUUUAGAGCAACUUUUACGCGCUCAUUCGUUUCAAGAAAUAAGUUCCUGUCGUUACCCAUCUACCAAUCACCUGGUUGAGUGCAGCACAAUGUGGGAAAAUUUCCUAUUAUAUUUAAUACUUAUUAAGUUUCUGCUAUUUUUACAACAAACUUUUCGUCAGAAAGAACUUUCUGUUAUACUGUUAUUCUGUUAACUCUCCCUGGUAUAUGUUAAAACUUAAAUUUGAAGUUUUGACGAUAAAUUGUACAUUGUAGUCAAUGCAAUCAAUCGUAUAAGUGGUCUACGAUGAUUAUUAAGAUUUGUCUACAGUUUUUCAUGAAAGCACGGGGUUCUCUGCUUUACAUGAAAUCCAAUAAGUUUAUUUAAAGACAUAUAAAGCAUUAGUUUAGCUUAAGAAUAAUUCGUUAUGUUUCAUUUCGUAUCUCCAGAUCUUUAUUUUGUUGAAAAAUUUGAUUUUUGACCUAUGUAUUUUUGUGUUUGAUGGACAUUGUUAUCAUGAGCUUCAUAAUUGACAUUAAUUUGUUCUUGAUGGUAAUACCAAAAUGUUCCAAUUUCGAUACUUGAGUUUGUAUAUGUGUCAUUAAGCUGAAUGAAGAUAUCCAAGAGCAUUCCAAUUUACGAUCUGUUUGUGGAUCUCACUGAAAUAUAUUUUAAUAAAGUUCUUAUUUGCAACAAAA